This is a messenger RNA of Colossoma macropomum (tambaqui), 3502 nucleotides long. It is a transcript of the gene oma1, whose product is annotated as OMA1 zinc metallopeptidase. Gene Ontology annotation, cellular component: mitochondrial inner membrane. Gene Ontology annotation, biological process: mitochondrial protein processing; protein quality control for misfolded or incompletely synthesized proteins. NCBI's taxonomy places the organism in Eukaryota, Metazoa, Chordata, Actinopteri, Characiformes, Serrasalmidae. Gene Ontology annotation, molecular function: metalloendopeptidase activity. The record is from RefSeq and is a predicted model, not a curated record.
UUUCAUGUAGCACGCUAGUCAAUGAUGGAAGUUUUUAAGUCUCGGAGGUCACUGCGAUUAAACUGACCGGCGUUAGAUCAUUUUGUAAACUAUAUAACGUUAAAUACGUGACCGUGAGUUCUGUCCCGCUAACCAGGGUUACUGUCUUACGUGUGUGCCUUUACUUACAGCGGUCUGACUAAUGUUAGAUGAUUUAGCGGACUCAUUCAUUUUGACCAGCAGCCUUGAUAAGUUAGCUGAUGAUGCGAGCCAGUGCGAUGCGAUACGUUACGAUACUGUUUUUAAUGCAAAAUAACCACGGCCAGUAUUUAAACACUGCUACAAUGACUUUAUCAUAGCGUAUCUGAGCAGCACUCGAGGUUCAGCAAAGCUUGACAGUUUGCCAUCUAACGGCUAGUCAGUUUUAACUAUAUAGAACUGGAUAGACGGAGCUAAAAUGGCUUUGAUUUGCCUUCGUCUGUUUAAAACCCAAACCGUAUCCCCUUUUCUCACACUGCACCGGUUUCGGACCGUACAUGCUCGUCCUCUGCUUCGAUGGCAGCCGCACACAUCUCAGGGAAACACGAGGCUCUCUGCUCCUUUCCGGAGCUUUAAGGAGUGGACUCGACUCCAGAAAACAAGCCUCGUUUAUUCGGGUAACGUUACUGUAAAUGUCCGUUUCUCAGCAAUAACUGAACCUGCGAAAAACUUCCACACUUCGGCUGCACUCCGAGCCCUCCCAGCCCCCUUCAUAUGGCUGGUCCUCAGACCUCUCCAAAAGGUGGCAGCUAUCAUAAUAGGAAGAAGUAUCAGGAAGUGGUGGAAGGCUUUGCCUCCUAAUAAGAAGCAGCUUUUCCGUGAGUGGGCAUGGCAGCGGCGAUGGCACCUGGUAGGAGCUGGAACAGGCCUGCUGUUCUUCAUUUCACUCUUUUUCUUCACCCACCUGGAAGAGUCUCCAGUCACUGGCAGAAGCAGAUUGCUGGUUUUUAGCAGAGAGACCUUUAUGGAGCUGGCCCAACAUGCUUCAGAUGUGUGCGUGGAGGAGUAUGUGGAUGCAUUCAUUCCUGUUUCAGACCCCAGGCAUCAGGUGGUUGAACAAGUGGUCCAGCGCUUGGUCCAAAGGAACUGCGACAUUGAAGGGAUUAAUUCCUUGCCCUGGAAUGUUCGUGUGGUAGACAGACCCUCUGUCAACGCCUUUGUUCUGCCUAAUGGGAAUAUAUUUGUGUUUACAGGAAUGCUGGAGGCUGUUGCUGACAUUCAUCAGCUGGCCAUUGUAUUGGGGCAUGAGAUGUCCCACGCUCUGAUUGGUCAUGCUGCUGAGCAGGCCAGUAUGUCUCAUGUGGUGGAUUUGUUGUCUCUGAUCCUGUUGACAGUUAUAUGGGCCAUCUGUCCUCGAGACAGCCUCGCUCUGCUGGGCCACUGGAUACAAAGUAAACUGGUCCAGUUCAUGUUUGACCGACCCUUCAGUAGGAAACUGGAAGCAGAGGCUGAUCAGGUUGGAUUGAAACUGGCUGCUAAGGCGUGUGCAGAUGUGAGGGCCGGGCCUGUGUUUUGGCAGCAGAUGGAGCUAGCUGAGCAACAUGGAGAGCCCACCACUCCAGAGUGGUUGUCCACCCACCCCUCCCACCACAAUCGCAUCACACACCUCAACCGCCUGGUCCCAGAGGCUCUGGAGAUCCGUGCGAAGUGCGACUGCCCCGCCCUUCCUGCCAAUGAUCCUCGUGUUGCCUUUUCCAAGACUGUGCAACAGCUGCUGGAGAAUACCAAGAAACAAGAAAGCGGGGAGAGGAAAGAAAGAGAAAUAGCUAAAGAUACCUCCAGUUCCCCACCCCGGUUAGGCGGAGUACUGGCUACAUCUGUCCUUUCACAGGCUCUGCUGAGUAAAAGAGACUUAACUGACAGUGGACUGACACUUAAAGGGGUUUAAUCAACUGUAAGCCUUCUAACAUUGAAUGACAACGAUCAGGUCCACUUCGAACUUUUUUUUGGUUUAGGCAUGCAGUUUGCAUAACAUUAAUAGAUGGUUAUAAGCUUCUGUUACUUGUUAGCUACUUUAGCCUUGUAGCUCUAGUGCAGAACUGUUCUCCAGACAAAAGUUUGUAGACACCUACUCAUCCAACUUUUUUUUUUAAAUCAAUGGUAUUAAUAGGGAGAUUGCCCCCUUUGCUGCAGUAACAGCCUCUACUCUUGUGGGAAGGCUGUGAAGAUAUGAUUGCAUUCAGCCACAAGAGCGUUAGUGAGGUCAGGUACUGAUGUUGGAUGAAUAGUUCUGGAUCACAAACGUCACUCCAACUCAUCCCAAAGGUAUUGGAUGGUGCUUCGUCACUGCACUGCUUCUCAGCCCAGUGCUGGAGGGCUUUAUACUCCUCAAGCCGACACUUGCCAUGGGGCAGUGUGAUCUUAGGCUCAUCCACUCCAAGGUGUCCUGUUCUAUACUCAGUGCUUUUCUUUGGAAAUGAUAUAUUUUUUGUUGAACUGUUGCUUAAGUCAAAGGUAAUGUGGGCAUAAGUGUCACUGCGAACCUGGCGGAGCAAGUAAGGGCUGAAGCGGAAGGCUCCCCCAAGUUCGCAGUGACCCUUAUGUCAAGCAGAGUUUCAGUAGGGCAGACUACAGAGAAUAUGCCCCCUCUGUGGCCUGGUAACCUGUCAUGAUAGAUCCACUGCAAUGGCAAUCAGUAACGGAGUCUGUGACACAAUUCUGCCAUUUGUGCAUUUGGGUAUGUGAAAGGCAAAGGCUGUGUGAGGUAUCAUUUUCCAUAUGGAAAUAUGAAUAAAGGGGACAUUCAUCAUAAAAAUCAGAGAGUGAUCAUAAACAGGGGUUUAAUUAGCUUUAUUGUUAGAUUUAGCAUAAUGGCCCAAUGCAGAUGGAUUUCUUCAAAGACCAGAAAUAGCCUUUGUGUAUUAAAUAGGUUCAUGCUAAAUGCUAAACUGAGUGCUGCAGAUUCAUUGUGGUAUAAGGGGCUACCUGCACAAAUUGUUGGGUUUUUUCAUAACAGUUCAUAACAGUUUCUCUGUCUAUGCAAAGAUAUUUAUGAUGAUUAAUGUUUGGUAUAGUUUUAUCAUACAAGUACUAGAUAAAUCGGAUGCUGUGUGACUGAAGCUCACCUGUAAUUGGAGCUUGUCCACUUUUAUGUCUGAAUUUCAUCUGUAACUGUGACAUUAAAGACAUUGCUGUGCUAAAUCUAUAAUAAGUUCAUACUGUGAAUAUGGACAAAAACUUUGCUGAAGUAUCUAAUUGUUUUCAAAUGUUUUAAGGGCUUAUUUUCUUUUUUUGAUCUAAGAAUGUUAUUUAGUUACUAUAAAAUAAGUGCUCCCGCAAGUUAUGUCAGAACUUUCAAAUGACAUUUUUAACUAGCCAGUAUCUAAUUCUGUACGAUUGUGCUAGGUAAUUGUAUUGUGUGGAGGAAAAACAGCCAGUAAAAGAGUCGUUUUUCCCUGAUUGUGGUGUUUUGCUCAUUUAUUAAAGAUGAUGUUUCUCUUCUUCCUGAGCCUGGCAGACGGGUGCGUCUCACCGGGGACUCCAG